This is a messenger RNA of Exophiala viscosa, 1377 nucleotides long. RefSeq lists its product as uncharacterized. The record is from RefSeq and is a predicted model, not a curated record. The transcript has a single exon. The coding region runs from base 161 to 1216 and encodes 351 amino acids. Lineage: Eukaryota; Fungi; Ascomycota; Eurotiomycetes; Chaetothyriales; Herpotrichiellaceae.
AAUAUCAUUGUCAACUUCAUUUUCUUAGCACCAAGUCUCCCAGCCUGGCAGUCUUCGUUCGCGCACAGAUUUCUGAUCGUUUGCAUUCAGGCUUUCUCAUUAUAUUGUUCAACUGCUGCUUUCUAUUGUUAUUUGCAACCGCCAUUGGGGUGCUGCCAUCAUGGUCGAAACCGCAGCUCCGGCUACUCCCAAAUCUCCGAUCUUUCCUGAUACUCUCACGUCAGUCACAGCGCUGGCUCGCUUCGAGUUUGAACCAGGUAAGGGUAAUGAAGGCACAAAAGUUAUGAUGGUGGAAUGGCAAGAUGACGACAAGUCACGUUUGAUGACAGGGAAAUGGCAUGUCUCAUGGUCCGGCAAACGUACAGUAUUUCCAGCGGACGAUGACCCCUCCGACAACAUUCGCCGAGUAUAUUUCCUCCUACCACCGAAUGCUACCGUGCCACCUCAUGUUGUCCUCGCAUAUCAUCCUUCUACAGAUCUCGCACAUGUGGAACCUGCUCCAUCGAGAAUGACCGUCAAUCCUUUACCAGCAAUUUUCACCCCCGAGCUAGGAGCCACUGCCAAAGCUGCUGGCAAGAAGGGUGUGCUGCACACAGUCUGGGCCAAGAAGAGGCUCCAAGUUCUGGAAAAAGAAAUAAAGCAGGAACAAGAGCGUAACCUGGAAGGUGUUGCGUUGGAAAUGGCCCUCUCAGAGCACCACUGGAUCGAAGCCAAUUUCGGUGUGGCUUCUAAGCCACCUGCUUUGGAUCUCAGCAACGUCGCAAAGUCCCCAUAUACACUCCCGAGCCCUGUUAUACACAGCCCAAAGUCCCCGGGCGGCAGACGCCUGAGUGAGAAGCUCAAGGGGUUGAGUUUGGGUACAAGUGAGAAGGAUCUGGCAGGUAGAGGACUGAACACUCCAACUCAUGAAGAACAUCCUUUGUCACCUGAGGUAUCAGACGUGGCCUACUCGUCCUUCGGUGCUUUUAGAAAUGAAACGACACUUUUUCCAGUCAAGAAGGUUGUCGCUCAGAAUCCCCCUGAGCAUAUUCGAAAACAGCAAGAACAAGCCCCAGCUUCUUCCAUGGACUUUCGACUGGGGCCCUCAAGUGACCCUGAGGUUGAUGACCUCUUCGCAAGGGCCCUAAACCCAAGGUCUCCGGAUGGACCUAAGAGUCCAUUCUCGAUCUCGAGUGCUGAGGCUGGCGCAUUCGCCAAGAUCAAAGGCGAACGAUGAACGGUUUGUAUCCAUCAUCGAUGAAAUCCUCAACACAACUCAGUGGAACACAGCAACUUAAGACCGAUGAUAUGACAUAACUCCAAGAGUAUACAAACGCCAACCCAUCCGGGACACGAUUUCUCUCCCUCCUCAGUACUCAUACUGACGCAGGCGCGCCC